AUGAGCGAUAAAGAAGGUGAUCUUGAAGAAAAUUCUUUACUUUUUGAUUCUAAUUGUGAGACUAGCGAUAAUAUAUCAAUUGGUUCUAGUAAUGGGGCUAUUUCAAUGGUUCAAGAAAAUCAAUCUUAUGCUACAAAAAAAAUUGAGAUUCUGAAAGUAAGUGGUGAAAAGGUUAAAUGCGAAUAUAAAUUUCUACAUGACGGUAGUACUAGGAAUAUGAGUAGUUAUUUUCAAGACAAGCAUAAUCUAUAUGAAAAUAAAAAUAAAAUUCAAAGUAAUAUUUGUUCAGAUGAUGCAUUAAAUUCUAGUGAUAGUGAUUCAUCGGUAAAUGUUGCAAAUUCUGAAAAACCUAUUCUACGCAAUAUAGCAGAGAUAAAAACAAGUGGGUCGUAUUAUACUACCUUAUCUAUUAUAUAUUCUUUAAUUGAAGCACUUAAAUUUAUAUUUGCUAAAUUCGAAAUAUCAAGUAAUACUCCAAACAAUGAACAAGAAUCAUCAGAUGAUAAUAGUGACGAUUCAGAAAAUAAUACUUCAGAUUUAACUAAUGAUUCUUUUCAAAACACUCAUCUUAUAAAAUCAAUGUGGCAUAUAAUCUAUAAUUCUUUAUUUGAUUAUUGGAAUAAGCCACUAAUGGUCGGUUUGUUGGCAACACUUUUGGAUCCACAGCUAAAAACACUUUUUAGUUGGGAUCAAAAAACUCAAAAAAAAGCCAAAGCUGAGUUAGCUCGUCAAUUUAAAGAUAUAGCUACUUCAAAUUAUGAACAAACAACAUCAAUAUAUACUAUCUCUUCAAAUAGUAACAAUAUUCGUUGCAAUCAUUUACACUCCUUAAUUUUUGGCACAUCUACUUCAACUGAUACUACUUCUAAUCCUUGCUGA
Molecule: messenger RNA, 879 nt
Organism: Dentiscutata erythropus
Lineage: Eukaryota; Fungi; Glomeromycota; Glomeromycetes; Diversisporales; Gigasporaceae
Source: the annotation of a GenBank genome assembly